CCGCGCGCGCGCCCGGACGCGGAAGCGCCGGGGCCGGAGCGGCGACGGGAAGCGCUGCCAUGACCAACCUCCCGCCUCCGGCGUCGUCGUCCGGGAAUUGCUUUUACAUCCUGACGGAAGACUGUGCCUACGGAAGCAAAUACUUCCAGGCUGGCACCAUGUGCUUCUGCAGCGAGCGCAGCUACCUCCGGAAUUUUUCCGAGGCCGGGCCCCCCACGUGCUUCCUGAAGGUCGUCGUGCUGGACGACGGCUCCGGCGUCACCGUCAACGUCGGGAUCCUGCAGCCCCUGCGGGAAGAAGCCGCCGGGUUCCUGCUGGCCAUCGGCAGCCCCAAGGAACGCCUGAGCUUCUUCCUGGAAAGGCUGAGCUUGGAAGCGGCGCUGGGAGCCGCUCCCGGCCGGAAUGUGAUGGUGGAGGUCGACCGGAAGUUCUUCCCGGGCGUGAUCCGGUACGUCGGGAGCAUCUACAAGCCCAGCUUGGCCGUGCUGGCCCCGGUGUUCUUCGGGGUGGAAUUGCAGGGCGAGGGGGAAAACCGCGGGCGCAGCGACGGCUCCUACCAUGGCACCGAGUUCUUCCAGUGCCGGAAGAACUGCGGGAUCUUCCUGCCCUUCAGCAAGAUCCAGUUCGAUCCCGGCGCGGGCAAGAAUUCCGGGAAUGGGAAGCCCAAGGAGGCCGAGGAAGAGGCGCUUCCCGUAAAAGUGGGAGACGCCGUCAGCUUUUACGUGGAUGAGAUCCCGACCAAGGGCGUCGCCAUGGCCGUUUACCGGGAAGGGAGCCAGUGGUUCGUCAGGGUUUGUCCGGAAGAAGAAGGAACGACAGAUAUUUUCCGGGAAAUCCCGAUGGAUUCUGUGGUGAAGGAGAGUUUGCCGAGUUUGUUUCCGUCCUUCGACUCCGACGUGAGUUUGGGACCCCCAAAUCCAAGGAAAGCGGAGACGAGCGAGAGCGGCGAGGAGGGCGAAGGUGGGAAUUCCCCCCUGGAAGUGAACUCCAUGGUCCAGAUCGCCUUGGACAAGGGGAGCCAAGUGUCGGGAAUCAUCCGCUGGUUGGGAUUCCUGCCCCAGAUUAAGGAGAAAAUGGCGGGAGUGGAACUGGAUGAAGACAAGGGGGUCACCGGGGGCGAGUGGUUGGGCAAGUCCUACUUCCACUGCGCCCCAAAACGCGGCCUCUUCGUGAGGCUCAACUCCUGCCAGCCCGACCGGCGCUUCCAGAGCCUUCCCGACGCCCACCCCUCCCCCCUGGAAUACGGAGAACGGGAAGUUCUUCCCCGGGCUCCUCCGGAGAGUUUUCCUCCCCUCCGGAAUGAGGCGGCCGUGCGCGUCCUGCGGGGCCGGAUGAAGGGCAUCCAAGGCCACUGCAACUCCUGCUACAUGGAUGCAGCUCUCUUCAGCCUCUUCUCCUGCACGUCCGUGCUGGACUCCAUGCUCUUCAUGCCCUUCCCACUGAAUGACAGGAAUGUGCAGGGAAUUCUGCGGGAUGAGAUCGUGAAUCCCCUCCGGAGGACUGGAUUUGUCCGGGCCAGCAGCGUGAUGCACCUCCGGGAGCAGCUCACGGACAAGGGCCAAUGUUCCAGCUUCACCAACGCUGAGAAAGAUCCCGAGGAAUUCCUCAACCUCAUAAUGCAGCAGAUCCUGGGAAUGGAGCCACUCUUGAAACUCCAGUCAGGAGGGCAGGAGCAGGAUUGUUACUGCUACCAGAUCUUCCUGGAUAAGCAGGAGGAUCUGGUGGUUCCCAACGUGCAGCAGUUGGUGGAACGUUCCUUCCUGUCCUCGGAUCUGAAGCUGGUGGAGAUCCCAUCCUGCUUCAUUAUCCAAAUGCCCCGUUUUGGGAAGGAAUACAAAAUGUUCAGCAAAAUCAUCCCUUCCUUGGAGCUGGACAUCACAGACCUGCUGCUGGACAGUCCCAGGGAAUGCUGCCUGUGUGGAGACGUUGCCACCCUGGAAUGUUUGGAAUGUUUCCAGGACCAGGUGUUCGCAGCCACGGGCCUGAAGCAGUUCUGCAGCUCCUGCUCCAGACAGGUUCACUCCCAUCACCGACGCAAGGCGCACAAACCGGCGCGGCUGCACGUCCCGGAGGAAUUCCAGCGGUGGAAUUCCCGGCGGAGGCAGCCGAUCCCUCGGGAGAAGCUGGAGCUCUUCGCCGUGCUCUGCAUCGAGACCAGUCACUACGUGGCCUUCGUCAAGUACGGCCCCGGGAAGGAGCACUGGAUGUUCUUCGACAGCAUGGCCGACCGGCACGGUGGCGAAAGCGGCUUCAACAUUCCCGCCGUGACGCUGUGCCCGGAGGUCGCCAAAUACCUGGAAUUGCCCUUGGCCGGGCUGGCCCUGGAGCAGCCCCGGGAUAUGGAUGGAGUGGCCAAAAGGCUCUUCUGUGACGCCUACAUGUACCUGUUCCAGAGCCGGAAAAUGGCCCUGUACAAGUGACCCGGAGCGGCCUCGGGAAUCCGGGAUCGCUUCCCGGCCCCUCGGGAACAGCCGAGUCUGGACGCAACAAGCUGCACUUGGGAGCCUCUUCUUACCUCUCCGGGUAUCCCGCUAUCCACAGGUUUGGGAAAUCCAGGCUUUAUCCCGUGGGCACAGCUGGACUUUGGAAUUAUCGACGCCCGGAUCCCGUCUCGUUCCGCGCGUUCCCAUCCCGCCCUUUUCCCUUCCCGCCCUCCUUUUCUCCCGUCCCUCCGAAGCCGAGGACCAGCAGCAACCAAAGCACCGGGAUUCACCCUCAGGUUUUCGGGGAGCACAAGGAAUCCACAGCCUCCCCUUCCCUGAAAACAUCCUCGCCUGGAUUCGGGGGAGUGGGAAAACCGGGCGGGAGCCGGUUGAGAUGGAUCAGGAGGAGGGGUUUUCCCUCUAAAUCCCUCAAUUAUCUGCACUUCCCUCAUCCAGCACUUUUUUCCUGCCAUCCCUCGGGCGUCUCGAGCUGAAAAUAUCCUUUAAAAUCAGACAUUCCUGGAAGAAGAAAACUGGGAGAAGGACGGAGCACCUGCCGCUCCCUCCCUUCGGCAAACUCCGUGCGGGAUUCGGGGUUUCCACUUGACUCUUGAGCACUUCCCAUCCCGUUGUUUUUUUUUCCACGUCCGCUUCCAAGUUCGGUGCCAAACACCGGAAUUCCAAGGGCAGAAAUGGGAAAAGAAACCAAAAAAAACCAAAAAACCACUUUUGGAUUUCCUGCCCCGAGUCCAGGAAAGUUUUGGGAUUCGGCGGGAAUCGAUAUUCCAUGAAGUUUAAUAAAUUCGUGAACUGGGGGAUUCGUGGACGUGGAAUUCCAGCGGCGGGACACCCAAAACCUCAUGGGACACCUCCAGGAAUCCCGGAUUUGCAGCUUUAACCCCUCUCCCUGCUCUUUUUUUUCUUUUCCCUGUUUAGUGCAGGAAUUUUCCCACCUGGCUUCGGAUCUGUCCCAGUGGCUCGGGCCACGCGGUUUAGGAUCGUCUUGGCAUUCCAUCCCUACGGAAUCCUUCCACUUGGAUAAGUCCCACCUGGAGUUCUGGGCCUGGUUUGAGCUUCCCAGUCCGGGAGAGAGGAAGAGAAUCCAAGGAAGAGCCGGAUGAAGGGAUUGGAUGAAGGGAUUGGAGCAGGAGAGGCUGGAAGAGCUGGGAUUGGAUGAAGGGAUUGGAGCAGGAGAGGCUGGAAGAGCUGGGAUUGUCCAUCCUGGAGAAGGGGAAUCUCCUCCAUAUCCAUAAAUCCCUGAAGGAACCCCCGGGAGCUUCCGUGCCCGGCGCCAGGACCAAAGUGGUUUCGCUCGGAUUCCCUCUGGACAUCGGGAAUCACAUCCUUGGGGGGUGACAGGGGGGGAAUUCCAGGAAUUCCGCUGGCACAGGUCGCUCCCCUCGGCCACCCAAGUCGUUCUUCAUUCCUCUUUUCCCAAAAAACUCGGGACAACCUUUACUCCGGCACAACGAACUCGGGGAUUUUUUGGUGCUUUGCUCUAAAAAAAAAUAAUAUGGAACUUCCGGCGAAAUA
Pseudopipra pipra is the source of this 3956-nucleotide messenger RNA. RefSeq names its product ubiquitin carboxyl-terminal hydrolase CYLD-like. The transcript has 15 exons. NCBI's taxonomy places the organism in Eukaryota, Metazoa, Chordata, Aves, Passeriformes, Pipridae. The record is from RefSeq and is a predicted model, not a curated record. Gene Ontology annotation, molecular function: K63-linked deubiquitinase activity; cysteine-type deubiquitinase activity. Gene Ontology annotation, biological process: protein K63-linked deubiquitination. The coding region runs from base 60 to 2420 and encodes 786 amino acids. Gene Ontology annotation, cellular component: cytosol.